Hibiscus syriacus is the source of this 831-nucleotide messenger RNA. RefSeq lists its product as uncharacterized. Lineage: Eukaryota; Viridiplantae; Streptophyta; Magnoliopsida; Malvales; Malvaceae. Gene Ontology annotation, molecular function: nucleic acid binding; RNA-DNA hybrid ribonuclease activity. Bases 1 to 831 code for a protein of 276 amino acids. The record is from RefSeq and is a predicted model, not a curated record. The transcript is spliced from 3 exons.
AUGGCUGCUUCUAAUGGAGACUGGAGAUGGCAAGAGUUUGAUUAUCUUCUACCCCUGGAUGUUAUCCUUCGAAUUACAGUAAUUAAAACUCCAGAAAACAGACUGUCGUGUGACACAAUUGGAUGGCGAUGUAACAUAAAUAGAACAUUUUCAGUUAAACCCGCUUACAAGCUGAAUGUAGGAAGUGAGUCGGAGAUUCGCAAUCCUCUGUGGAAUGCUAAUCAACGGUUCAGAGCCUGUGACACUGCAAAUAAAGAUGUUGGGCACGUUCUCAAAUGGUGUCCUCUAGCGUUGCAGAACCAGCCUGCCAACAACGAUAGGAUUAUUACAUGUAGCAGGCGCUUGGUGGAGCUAUCAGUCAAGGCAAAUAGUGAGGAAAAUGUGGUGCAUAGUCGGGUUAUCGCUUCUGUUGAUAUGAAUAUACGAUGGAAUCCCCCAACAUUGUAUUGGAUUAAGAUAAAUAUGGAUGGAGCUCGAUGCUCAGCUACGGGUCAUGCGUCUUGCGCUGGCGUUGCUCGGAACGACAAUGGUGAUUGGUGCUUUGGUUUCAACAAAUUCAUAGGAAUUUGUUCGAUUUUGGAUGUUGAACUUUGGGCUGCUUAUUAUGGUCUCCGUUUGGCCUGGGCAGCGGGGUAUCAUCACAUUAUUCUCGAGCUUGAUAGUAUGAGUGCGAUUCGAGUGAUAAAAUAUGAUCAACGAAAUAAGCAUUCACUUCGGUGGCACUUGGAGGAACUUUGGAAUCGAGAUUGGACUAUUCAAAUUGAACAUAAUCGGAGGGAAGGGAACAAAAUAGUCGAUGCUUUAGCCAAAAAAAAAGACCGUUUCAGAUAA